This is a messenger RNA of Apis laboriosa (Himalayan honeybee), 1182 nucleotides long. It is a transcript of the gene lwr, whose product is annotated as SUMO-conjugating enzyme UBC9-B. Bases 161 to 640 code for a protein of 159 amino acids. The transcript has 5 exons. NCBI's taxonomy places the organism in Eukaryota, Metazoa, Arthropoda, Insecta, Hymenoptera, Apidae. Gene Ontology annotation, molecular function: SUMO conjugating enzyme activity. Gene Ontology annotation, biological process: protein sumoylation. Gene Ontology annotation, cellular component: nucleus. The record is from RefSeq and is a predicted model, not a curated record.
GAUAUCCAUAUAAUACUAAAGACUGUUACAAAUCUAUAAGUUUUCUGAACACGCACCCUAAUCGCUUUCACCCUGUGUGGCUAAGUAUUUGAUGAAAUUUCGGCGCAUAAAGUGCCUAGAAUUCGACGUUGUGGAUUGCUAUCGAUAAGCAUCGUGAUUAAUGUCAGGCAUUGCGAUUGCUAGGCUCGCCGAAGAGCGAAAAGCAUGGAGGAAAGAUCAUCCUUUCGGAUUUGUAGCACGACCAGUUAAAAAUCAAGAUGGAUCUCUUAACUUGAUGAAUUGGGAAUGUGCCAUACCAGGAAAAAAAUCUACACCAUGGGAAGGUGGAUUAUAUAAAUUACGUAUGAUUUUUAAGGAUGAUUAUCCCUCCAGUCCACCAAAAUGUAAAUUUGAACCUCCUUUAUUUCACCCAAAUGUCUAUCCUUCAGGAACAGUAUGUUUAUCACUCUUAGAUGAAGAGAAAGAUUGGAGACCUGCCAUUACAAUUAAACAAAUCCUACUUGGUAUACAAGAUUUAUUAAAUGAACCUAAUGUCAAAGAUCCAGCUCAAGCAGAAGCAUAUACAAUAUAUUGUCAAAAUCGCUUGGAAUAUGAAAAGCGUGUGAGAGCUCAAGCCAGAGCAAUGGCUCCGCAGGAAUAAAAUUGAGUCUCAUUAAAUUCAAAUAUUCCAAUUACACGAAGAGGUUAUCAUAUAUCUAUAGUAUAUUCUAAUAAUGAUCUACAUUUCUUAUCUUUUUUAUAAGUAACAUUAGCAUAUGAUGUAGCUAAUUUACUAUUAUUUGCAUUUUUGUUUUUGUUGACAAAAUUCUUAUAUAUAUACAUAUUCUUUAAAAACAACGCUAAUCUCAUUAAAGCAUAAAAAGAUAUCCUAUUCUGAUUCUGAUGAAAAAUAUUAUUGAAAAAUUUUACAUAAUAUCACAAUAAAUUAUGUUAUCACUUAUUUGUAAAAUGUGGAAAGCAUUUCUUUUUUAAGUUAAAAAAUUUAAUUCUUAAGGCUUAGUGACAAUUAUUGAUAAGUCGUGAAAAUAAGAUAUGUAAGAAAAUUAAAAAACGUGAUAUAGUUUCAAAACAUCUAUUCAUUCUGCAGAUUUUAAACUGUCAAUAUCUUAAAAAAAAAAAAAAAAAUGUAUUUAAAAAUCUCAUAAGCAUUGUACAAAUCGUAAAAUAAAGUAUUCCAACUUA